UUUGCUUUGAUUGUCAAAGUCCAAAGUCGGAUUGUCUUACUUCCAGGAGGCCCUCUUGUCAGUUUCGCUUUCGGUGGAUAUAGUCAGUGGUGUAAAAUUCUAAUAUUCUCGGUCCUGAACAACUACACUACAAGUGAAAGACGCGAGAACUGUGCUGUCGGUUUGCUCCUUAUCAUCUGGUGGUAUUUGCAGUUGAGAAGUGUAGAGUUGGCACCACCUGGUGUUGGGUUGUACAAAGAAUAGAACCUCCUCUCCAGCAGCAUUUCGAAUUGGUUCAUUUUCAAUUACGAAAUGUUUAACCGCGACAGGAGGAAAUCUACUCGCAGCCUUCAACAUAUGAAGUAGCCGCACGGCUUCUGAUUAAAAAACUCUCGCCAAAAUAUUUUUUCUUUCCUAUUGAUUUUGAUAGAUUUUCCUACAACAUUCAGCGACUGAGCAGCAGUCUGUCUUUCGACGUAAUAGAAAAUAAAAUUGCUUUCGAUUUAUUACAUUCAGUUCAAGGCCUUCGUACUAUCGCAAUCCCGGAGGUCUCUCCUCAGGUUUUAUGUCACUAAUAGUGUAGAAGUAGACCAGCACUAGUAGUACAGCUGCAAAAACACGACGCCUGAAGUAGACGGGGGAGAGAACCAGCACCAGAAAUAAACGCAGCUUCACAGCACAAGCAGCAGCAGCACGAGCUGCACCAGCAGGGAAAACCUACAUCAAAAAGGAAUCAACCUAGGUGUCUCCUGCACCACGAUCAUAGAUAGGACGGUGCUAAAAUCGAAGAUGAAGUUGCUCCAUCAUCAUCUUCGUGCAGCUUAUUUGCUCGCUGCCGCCUCGUGGUGCACGACCUUGUGGAGCUCUUCUUUCAUCUACGACAUUGCUGAUGAAGAUCAUCUCCCGCUCGCCUCUUUUUUGACAUCGACUUGUUUCCUCCUCGUCCCGUCCGUAUCCGCAACAGGGAUGGCACGACACACGAAAUUAUGCCUUGGACGGUCGUUAGCGUACAGAAGGGUGAAUUUGCAGUGAAUUUGUAUUGCAUGAUUUGCAUUUACUUAAAAGAGAAAUUCGCUACGUAUGGACACGAGCCCAAGCAUCCCACAUAGCCUGGAGGGCUGCUCGUCGCGUGGUGGCGCUUGCAGCACCAAAAGAGGUGGUCUUGCGGGGGCUCGCCGGGCUGUGUAGUGCGUAUUUAGCGACCAGAGGAGAUGGGUCGGGGGGCUCUUAUUCUUCUGCGCGUCUGCCUCAGAAGUUCCUCUCCGGAAUUGUCGAAAGGCAAAGGGAGGGCGACGCCUGAACACAGGGGCACCCACUAGCUCAACACGUACGCUCUCACGACUUUUGGCUGUGGCGUGGAGUUGGACAUCUCGGAGUAGCCUCGGGUGGAAGGCACGACUCGGCCGUCUGGGAGGAAGUUGGACAUCUGGGAGGUGCUCCAAAAAGCGCGCGGGUAGGCCCUGGGAAGUGGGGCCGAGGGGAAAAGACAAGCACCCUCUGUUGCCCUCGGCCCGUCUAUAUUCUGCCGAAAAGGCCUGGAGGGUUCACGCGCGCGCCUGCCGGAUAGACGCGUCAAAGCCCUCGGCCUGGUCCUUUCGCCCUUGCUUUCGCGCCUUCGUCUUUGCCGCGGCUGUUGCAGUGCUUGCUCUUCUGCAAGCACAGGGAGACGAAAAGAUAUGGCCAAAGAACGACGCCCAGGCCAUGUCCAGCUGUCCGCCGCAUACCCUGCGAGUUCUGCGGUGUACAGACCGCUCUUCCCAGAAGGGCAAGAGGGACAAUGUCCCGGCAGUCUCCUCUGCUAUUUGUCAUGCAAAAUUCACUAGAGAUUCACGUCACCGCGUCUCAUGCUAACGCGUGUUAAAGCUCUAACAUCUUUCCUCCUCGUCCCGUCCGUAUCCGCAACAGGGAUGGCACGACACACGAAAAAUAAGAAUGAACGAGCUAUGAAAGCCUCAGGUUGGAAAUCCUCAAAGUGAAAAUUUGUAAUGCAGAAAAACGACUCCAGUUGAAGCACCAUUUCUAGUCGGCGCAUGACAAGUUUCCCGGGGACUCAAAACGUGUCUGUCAUGCUAGUUAGGCAAAGGGGUGCCCUUCUGUCGUGCUAAUCAGCAGCCCAAUUCUGAACCCGUAGAAGCACAAUAGUCGGCCUCCAUUGCGUCCUCUGCAAUACAGGGCUUUUUCCGUCGCAUUUCAUGCAUCACAAAUUAUUUCCACUUUGAGGAUUUCCAUUCUGAGGCGUUCAUACGAGCACGAGGAGGGGAGGAUGAGGAUCAAGAUCGCGAUGACCUCACGGCCGCGGCCAGGACGACCCACGAGGACCCGUCGCUGUGGUCCCCGCCCGGCGGAAAGGAUGUUCACGAAGAUAUCCAAGAAAAAAACAACAUCACAAUCACAGUUGGGAAGUUUUGCAUCAGAAAUUCGGGUCGCAUAACAUUUUUUUCUUGUAUUGCAAAAACACAAAGGAAAAUUGCCCAUAACUCUUGACUGUGAUGCAGUUUUGCGCAUGACAAAAAUUUUUGUAUUGCAAAACUGUGCAAAAGUGAUUGUGAUGGUGUUUUUUUCUUGGAUAGAAGACCUCGAGGUUGUAAAAGUCCCCGCGGCCACGUUUAUUUCAAAAAGAACUCAGAAGAAGCAUCAAAAAGAAACCUGGUUUCAGAAACUCCAGAAGACCUUCACGGCGACGGUCAUUACCAUGCGCGACAAGUGCGGAGAGAACAGCAUUUCUGGUCCGCCGUACGACGAAAUCGAGUUGUUACCGCCGGCUCCACGACCUGGUAAAGACGUUCUUGCGAGGACCGCGCCUAGCGAGCGGAUAAAUUUUCUCCAGGAUCGUGAAGAAAUUUUCUCUCUUUUCUUCCCUGCCGACCCUGUGCCUGUAAAAAACCAGCCGCAUGUAUGGAAGCGUCAGGACUGAAAUCGUCAAAGUUAACCAAUAAUUUCCCAUGCAUAAAUUGCAAGGCAUGAAGUGCCUCUCUUGCAGAGAUUGCAAGCGAGCCCCACUGUCAGCCUGUUUCGGGUCUCCUCUGAUAUAGCUGCUAAAGUAGCAUGACAAAAAACUACGCCCCCUGUCCCUCAACAGCAUGACAAACUGGACGCAGACGGUGCCGAAAUUUGUCAUGCACCGCUUGGGAAUUGGGCUUCCAACUGAUGUCGAUUUUAUGCAUGACAAACUAUUUCAACUUUGACGAUUUCAAUCCUGACACUCCCAUAGCAUGCGAAACUGUUCCUGGGCGUCAUGCCGAUGAUUUGGGGUGAUCACCUCACCGAGCGUGAAGGUCAGUCGUUUUUUUCGGAGGUCUAUCCAAGGAAAAUAAAAGUGAUACAGUUCUUACACAUUGACAUUUGAUUGUAGUGAAAAGAAUUCAGCAUGACAAACUUUCCUUGCAUGUCAGAGAAAACUUGAAAUGCAGAGAUGAAGAUCAUAAGGCAAAACACAAACAACAAAGGAGGCUUGCAAGCAUUUUUUGCAUGAUAAAGGUUGUCUGUGAUGCUUGUCCCGCAACACAAUGUAACACUUUUAUUUUCUCGCGAUAAGGUCGGUAUGUGGGACAGCUUCCUGAGCAAGGACGGCGAUGGUGAGAGGAAGAACCGGCUUUGCUAUCCUGUGCAAAAGUAUCGUACUCGUAUUGCAAUCAUGCAUUACACGUCUUUUCCUUAAGGUAAAUUCGCAGUACAAGUUUCAUUUCUCAUGCUGAGGAAAUUUGUAAUGCAUUUAUACGAGUACUAUACUAUUUACACUUUAUAUUUGCAGACCCUUUUUCGAAUACAAUCUGCUGAUUCGGGAAAAUAUCGGAAUGUUUGUCAGCUUCAAUAACAUGCAAACCGAGACCGCUUAUCUGCCGUGGGGCAAGUAUCACCAGGACUUUUACGGAGAAUUUUCGACAAGAACCCCAACAACUACUACAUCUUCUAGUGCUAGUAACAAACAGCAGGACCUCGACCUCCAGCACAGUGAGCACUUGCUCUGCACGCCGGAAACGAAGUUGCAACCUCGGGACAUUACAUACGGCAUGCAUGCUAUCAAACAAAAAAAGUUCGUCACGAUCACUCAUGCGCAUUUUUGCAAUACAAAACUGUUUGUCAUGCGUAAAAAUGCAUCACAGCCAAACUUUAUUAGGGAUUUCCCUAGUGUUUCUGCAAUACAAGGAAAGUUUGUGAUGCUAAGAAAAUUUGUAAUGCAAACCCUGCAAAUUAGUGACUGUGAUAAACUUUUUUCUCUCCAUACAUGCGGCACCGGAGGCGUUUUUCUACGGGCCCCGCCAGCGCCAUUUUAAGCAGCACCAGUUUUGCCAAUACGACCACUAUAUCCUGUGCAAAAUAAAUGUCUUGGUCUGGAGGAAUUCAUGUUUGUCAUGCUUGUCUGGCAUGAUGACUCUUAAAUCUGUCAUGCACGUUACCCAAGAGCUCCGCUUUUCUGUGAUGCAGAAGCGCAGUUUGUCAUGCAGAAUAGGCAACACCUAGGAGCUCAGAAACUUGUCACGCAGCUGAGCCAGCAUCUGUAGCCUCAUCAUGAGACGCCAUCCAGCAUCACAAGUUUCCAGACCCAGACACUUUUACAUUUGAUACACUACCCGCUCACCCUGGACCAACUGCACCGGGCGGCAGAUUCUAUCUUCCAGGCCCUGAAUGACAAUCGCAAUACCUACGUCCACUGCAAAGCUGGAAUGACGAGGAGUGGCAUGGGGGUGAUUGCUUUUUUGCUCAAGCACGCAACCUGUGCUUUGGGCGGAGUGAAUUCCAGAAGCCCCACAUUGGCGGAAGCAGUGGCUUACGUGACUACGAUGCGACCUGUGUCCAAUGUCGCCGGGAAGGAGGAGCAGCUGCGUAUCAAAAGGAAACAUCCCCCCUCCCCAUAUCAAAGCGGUAUAAUUCCGAAAAAUUGAUGCGUUGCUGAUUUGAGACCACAAAUCACGUUUGUCUUGCAAGAUGACAAGCGCAGAGGCUUCCGCGCCAUUAUCGAAGCGAUUUGGCAUGCUGUUGGGCCGCCUAGGGGGCGCCCGUAGUUUGUAGUAAUGCUAAACAACUAGACCCAGACGCCCCUACCUAGGCUGAGGAUCUGGCUGCGAAGAUGCCCUACUGCUGCAAGACAGCGCGCAUGUGUGUGCGGGGGAAAUCUUGCGCCACAGAUUUCCGUCUUAAUGUGGGGAGGGGGAUUUUUCAUUUUGAUACUGCGUCGACUUGUGGAGUUCGAAAAGGACGUCGCGUCUGCUUAUCAAAUGUAAAAAUGUCUGGGUCUGGAAACUUGUGAUGCUGAGUGGCGUAGCAUGAGGAGGCCACAAGUGCUGGCUCAGCAUGACAAAUUUCUGAGCUUGUAGGUGUUGCCUAUUCUGCAUGACAAACUGCGUCUCCGCAUGACAGAGAAAAACGUCUCCUGGGCAAUGUGCAUGACAGAUUUAAGAGUCAUGCCAGACAAGCAUGACAAACAUGCAUUCUUGCAGAUGACUCAGACACUUUUACAUUUGAUACUGCUAAAAAUAGUGCAGCUUCAGAACAAGAAGAUGGUCACAAGUGGAGAAUGGCGAUCUCUUGCGACGUAUCCUGUGCAAAAGUAUCGUACUCGUCGUAGUAAUCGCAGUCAUGAUGCAUAAUUGCAAAUUUGUUUGUCAAGUUAAAUCCGCAUCUCAUGCUGGGGAAAUUAUUUGUCAUGCGAUUUAUACUACAACGAUGCCUUUGUAUUUCAUACGACGGUCACUUUCGUUUUCUAGAAGUCAAGGGAGUAGAUGUAUUGUUCUAUUCCAAGAAGAACUACGCCUACUAUGGAAGUGUCAGAAUCGAAAUUGACAAAGUCGAAAAAUUUGUGAUGCGUAAAAUCUACACCAGCUGAAGCCAGAGCCUCAGUUUGUAAGUAGCGCAUGACAAUGAAUUUCAGGAGCCCUCAAAGCCGGUACGUCAUGCUGUUUGGGCAAAGAAGACUGCUCCUGUCAUGCUACUCUGGCAGCACAUUGCAUAACCCUAAACAGGCUUGCUGCAAUCGGUCCCAUUUGCCUGCCCCCGAAUUAUGCAGGCCUCCAGUGCAGCCCUGCAUUUUAUACAUCACAGAUUUACUUUCGAUUUUGUCGAUUUGGAUCCUGACACAUCCAUACCUGCAAGUUCUAUGAUUAUCAAAAUGAUCAUGGCGUUGACAAAAGAUUUGUUGAUAUGCAAGAAAAAAACUGUGUAAGUGUAUAGUUUCCGGGAGGAAUAGCAUCACAAGUUUGCUCUGCAUGACACAGAAAACUUGUCAUGCGUAGAUAGUACUUGAAAACAAAACACGUACAAAAAUAGCCCCUGAUGCAUGUCCAGCAUGACAAGUGCAACAGUUUUGCAUUUUCUGCAACACAAAGUUACACUUUUUACACAGUUUUUUUCUUGGAUAGUUGAGCGGGGGAAGAUGAAGCUGUAUCGGCUUAUCCUUCGCUUGCUUACGAAGCCUCCGAUGACGGGAUGGAGGUUAUCCAAUGCAAAAGUAUCGCACUCGUCGUAUCUAUAAAUGCAAUACAAAUUUCCUCAGCAUGAGAAAUAAAAUUUGUAAUGCGGAUUUAACUUAAGAACAAGAUUUGUAAUGCAUGACUGCAAUACGAGCGCGAUACUUUUGCGCAGGAUAGAGCUCGUCCGACGUUGAUCCGAGUGCUUUCCCGGACGCGGAUGAGGAACGCAAUUUGAAAAUAUCAAAUGUAAAAGUGUCUGGGUCUGGAAGAAUGCAACUUGUGACGCUGUCUUUGGAAGGUAAAAAAGGCUCUAUUGCAUGACCAGAAAGAGGAGAUCAGUUUGUGCUACGCGGAGUGGGUGUUUCUCAUGCGAAAUACGCAGCAGAAGACCCUUUAAGAAUCUGUGAUCCUCGGCCAUGCAUUACAGGCAUCAUGGGUUAUCCAAAAUAUGCAUGACAAACCUGGGAAUCUCCCUGACCCAGACACUUUUGCACUUGAUAGAAAAAGCGGAUCGACAAGGCCGUGGCCAACGACCCUCGGAAGCUGCCGUGGCGUAUGGAAGUGUCAGAAUCGAAAUUGACAAAAUCGAAAAAUUUGCGAUGCGAAAAAUCGUUGCCAGGUAGACCCACAGUUUGUAGUCGGCGCAUGACAAAUUUUCCCCGUCCUGGAAGCGAAUCUGUCAUGCGGUUUAGAGCAAAAGUGCUGUCUUCUGUCAUGCUAAUCAGCAGCCCAAUACUUGACCCUUGCCAGGACUACAAUCCGCCUUCCUUGCAUCCUCUGCAAGAGAGCCGCUUUUUGUGUAGCAUUUUAUGCAUUACAAACUUUUUCGACUUUGUCGAUUUCGAUCCUGACACUUCCAUAUGGCGGCUGGCCUCCGUACUGCGCGGCACGCUCCGGAAAAAUAUCGCCGUGGCGAAGAAAACUGGCAACUUUUUCACCCGGCGCUUUGAAAAGAAGCACGACAGCUCCGCCGCCGCCCCACAGCAGGAGGAGAAGAUCGAUUGGAAGCUGGGCGUGUUUGCCCGAGUGAUGGUCGAAGAGAAGCAGAAGCAGGCUACUUCUCUUAUCACAAGAAAAAGUGUUAACGUUAACGGAUUUUGUGAUGCAGAAAUGCAUCACAAGACGUGUCAGAAUUUGUCAUGCAUAGCAUGCAUAUUGGGCUACAUUUGUGAUGCAUGACUGCAAUCUGUGAAAACCGUUAACGUUAACACUUUUUCCUGUGAUAUCUCUUGCAAGUACUUCAACUUCUGCUGGAGGGGGUGUCAAAAGUGAAGUAGAAGACGCUCUUGUUGCAAACGACUCCACGACCUUAGAUGACCGGUCGACGACAGUGGGCAGCGAGGACGACGGUCGCAGUACAACUAGUAGCACUGGUCGUGGUGCCGGUCCAGACGAGGCGGAGCAAUAUCCUGUGCAAAAGUAUCGUACUCGUACUAAUCGAAUUCAUGCAAUACAAAUUUCUUUCUCACGUCAAAUCCGCAUUACAAAUUUUCUUUCUCAUGCUGACGAAAGUUGUCAUGCGAUUUAUACUAGUACGAUGCUUUCGCAUUUCAUAAGCAAGAAGAUGAAACAAGAUCAGACGCGCUUGCCGCGGUCGUGGAUGAAGUUGUUCACGAAGGUCAGCAGGACCACAUCUAUCCAUAGAAAACAAAACUAUGUGAGUGUAAGUCUGUGAUUAUGCAAAGUACGCAACAGCACAUACACAGUGACAGUUCUUAGUACACCUCCUGUUUAUUCCAUACGCCGGCCUCCAGCCAUCAACUCCUGUUUAUUUUUCCAUAUGUGUUUUUUUUUUGGCGUACAACGAACUAGCUGCGCAUCAUGACAGGUCGUUUUCUCGGUCAUGCAGAGAAAAUUUGUCACGCCGUUAGUACUUCUUCAAGAAGACAACAACAAACACACAGUUUUUGUCGUGGAUCACAUCAAAGACGACAUCAGUGCAAAUAAAGCUCCCGGGCCGGAUCUGGAAGUCGCGGCUCGCGAGGUGGAUCAAAUCAAAAAAACAAAUACGAAGCAUGGGGAAUUAUACGAUCUGCUGGAUGCGGCCAACACGGACUUCCCGGACGAGCAUAUGAAGGUCCUUGCGCACCAUCAGCACGAGAACAACUUCCUUGCGCAUCACGAAAACUUCCAGACGCUUCUCGACCCGCAUCUCCUCCAACCUGCUGUAUAUCACGACAGUAGCAGCACAGCGAGUAGAGAUGCGACGAACCAUGUUGAACCAACUGGGGGCACGGAACCCAAAAUUUCAAUUUAUAAUCUGCACAUUCAGCUGAAGCUCCCGACGGAAGAAGUAUCCUGUGCAAAAGUAUCGUACUCGUACCAAUUGCAUUUAUGCAUUACAAAUCUGGUUCCUAAGGCAAAUCCGCAUUACAAAUUCAAUUUGUAAUGCUGAGCAAACUUGUAAUGCAAUUCAUACUAGUACGAUACUUUUGCAGUUCAUAAGAAGAAGAUCCAACUGAUACGAGUACUACUAGUACCAGUCACGACACGGUAGCUGCCCAGGACGAGGCGUCGCAUGGUCACGAAAAAUUUCUUGAGAUAUCCAGGAAAAAAAUAAAACACCCAUCCCCAUCCACCAAGAAUUUGUCCUGCGCCAAAACAUGCAUAAAUUUAACUAGAUAUAUUUUUCACGUGGUGUUUGUCAUGCAAGAAACGGAUGGGGAUCAUGGGUGUAGUUUUUUCCUGGAUAGGAGAUGACCGCUGCGCAGCUGUACAACCUAAUUUUCGCAGUAUUCUGCGCAAAAAUGUUCCCACGACCCCAGAGUCAAGAUGGGAAAUUUUUUUUGCCCGGCCCCCAAUUCUUGCAUCAUUUAAUUAUGCUAGUCGGGGCGGUGAGAAACAGAAAUCUGCUAGACAAAUCAGCCAGCUUUAUUGGGUGUUGCGCAUGA
Molecule: messenger RNA, 9277 nt
Organism: Amoebophrya sp. A120
Lineage: Eukaryota; Dinophyceae; Syndiniales; Amoebophryaceae
Source: the annotation of a GenBank genome assembly